Molecule: messenger RNA, 869 nt
Organism: Phodopus roborovskii (desert hamster)
Lineage: Eukaryota; Metazoa; Chordata; Mammalia; Rodentia; Cricetidae
Exons: 5
Coding region: 1-774 (257 amino acids)
Source: RefSeq, a predicted model, not a curated record
AUGGGUUCUGAGGAAGAGAGAAGCCCUGAAGACCCUUCCAAGGCCCUCCUGGAUAAGAGGCAGCAGGAGAAGGCUUCUCGGGACAGAAUUCGCAUAGAGAGGGCAGAGAUGAGGUGGCUGGAGGUAGAGCGGAGGAGAAGGGAGCAGGAAGAGUUGGCCCGGCUCCAUAAGGAGCAGCUGGAGAGAGCGGAGAAGAUGAAGGAGGAGCUGGAACUGGAGCAGCGGAUGCGCACCGAGGAGCUGCGCCUGAGGAAGCAGAGACUGGAGGAAGAACGACAGCGGCAGGAGGAAGUGGAGAGGAAGCGGAGACUCCAGCAGCAGGCGGCCCAGGAGAGAGCCCGGCAGCAGCAAGAGGAACUCCGGAGGAAACUUCAAGAACUGCAGAGAAAACGGCAACAAGAGGAGGUGGAGAGGGCUGAGGCAGAGAAGCAAAGGCAGAAGGAACUGGAAAUGCAGUUAGCAGAAGAACAGAAACGCCUGAUGGAAAUGGCAGAGGAAGAUCGGCUGGAGUACCAGCGGCAGAAAGAAGCAGAAGAGAAGGCCAGGAGGGAGGCUGAGGAAAGGAGGCAACAGGAAGAGGCGGCAGCAAGGAUGGCUCUGGAGGAAGCCAUGAAACUUGCCCAGGAACAAAGCAGGCAAAAAGCUGCUUUGGAAAAACAUCUUCAUUUUCAUCAAGAGCUCUUAAAGGAAGCCAGUGGUCUGCAGUGGACACAGAACAUUUCCAGACCAUGGGUCUACUCAUAUUUCCAGUUGCUACAAAUCUCCAAGCCAUAAGGCUAGAAGAAAACAAACAAACAAACAAAAAGUAAGUCAAGAUGUGGUGACAGAAAAAGCUAUACUUCUAUAAUAAAACUCCAGCCUGAGCUCAA